CGAGGAUAAAAGGCAGCAAUCGUGAUUCUUUCGGGCAGUGUCGAUACGAUCGCCGUACUCAUUCGAGCGUCACGUGCAAAAGAGAAGAGAGUCCAAGAUCGCAAGGACGAGAAAGCGCGAGGAAGAGAAGGAGAAGAAGAAGUGGAAGAAGAAUAAGUUUCGAGGAGUAAUUAAUCUCGAUUCGGUGUUUCCUUGCUGUCCGGAAGAUCCGUCAAGAUGUUCAAAUUCGUGGUAAUUGGCGCACUCUUCGUGGUGUCCGCUCUCGCUGCACCGGCAUCGCAGGACGCGGCGGCGGCGGCGGCGGCGGCGCCGCCACCCUCGAUCCUCGAGGAAGCCCUCGACGUGUACGCUUCCUGUUCCGGGGAAUCGAGCAUCGCGGUGUGUCUCAAACUGAAGGCUCUACGUUACGUCGAUCGCGUCGCUCGCUCGGCCGACAUCGACGUUGUUGACGGAUUCAAGAUCGUACAAACCGAAGAGGCCAAGAAUAGCCGAGCUGACAAUGCAAGGUCUCUUAAUGAUAUCGAAAGUACAUUACCUGCUGAGACCGAAGCCAAAGAAGCUGCAAUUGAUCAGGCCAUUGUCGACAGAACCGCCAAAUUUUUAUCUACGCACACCGUUGAGUUGAGCCUUCCCGAAGAUGUUUCCCGUUCUUUCGAUGAAGCUCGUGGCAAGAAGAAGAAGAUUGUCAAAUCCCUGCUGCCCAUCCUUCUUCUCCUGAAACUGAAGGCUGCUGCCCUUAUUCCUAUCGCCCUUGGUGCUUUGGCUUUGAUAGCUUUCAAAGCCCUCAUCAUUGGCAAGAUCGCCCUCAUCAUCAGUUUGAUCAUUGGCCUGCAGAAAUUGCUCGCUUACAAGAGCCAGAGCUACGAGGUCGUCGCUCAUCCCGUUCAUGACUAUGGACACGAUGUACACCACGAUGUACAUCACGGCUGGGCGAGAUCAGCGGCCGGUUCUGAUCUCGCGUACAAGGCGUACAAACCUUCCGAAUAGUUCAAAGUUACGCACAACAUUUUUCCCUUCUAAUUUGCUACUUUCAUUCGCCAAAGUGAUCGCCUCUAAUCCGGUGAUCACCCGAGGGUGGCGUGGCUCAACUUCUCAGGGAUCCGCGGACAAGCUCGAAUACUACGAACGACUACGUUAAACGCACUUCUACGUGGACAGGCAAAUAACUGUUAGACAUGGACGGUUACUGGAUUUCGCGUGGACUGGAUUUAACGGUACGUGACUCGACAACUCCGAACGACGAUGCUGCAGCCGACAAUCGAUAGGGAUGCUACAAAUGCUAUGGACUUAAGUUUGAUGUACAUUCCGGCGGUCUUACGACAAAGUUCAUUUUCACAGUUCAUUUUACUGACAAGAGACUAUGUUCCGAGAGAGUUAUGAGAAUCUCAAAAGACUCUCAAAAUAGUAGAAACCUGUCAGAAUGAUAGAAGUCGCGCCCCCUUAAUCAUACUCGUGAAGUAUCCUUUCAGAGUCCUCCGUGUCUAUCGGAACCGCUCGUAGUCAGUACUCGCACGAGACCACCAGAUUUAAUCCAAUGAUUAUUUAUAUAUCGAUUACCCCGUUUCGGGAUUAUCAUGUAACUUAUCAUAUUAUUUAUAAAUAAAUUGUAAUUUUUGUAUAAUA
Messenger RNA from Pogonomyrmex barbatus (red harvester ant), 1623 nucleotides. It is a transcript of the gene Osi9, whose product is annotated as DUF1676 domain-containing protein Osi9. The record is from RefSeq and is a predicted model, not a curated record. NCBI's taxonomy places the organism in Eukaryota, Metazoa, Arthropoda, Insecta, Hymenoptera, Formicidae. Gene Ontology annotation, cellular component: membrane.